Molecule: messenger RNA, 1551 nt
Organism: Colletotrichum graminicola M1.001
Lineage: Eukaryota; Fungi; Ascomycota; Sordariomycetes; Glomerellales; Glomerellaceae
Product: Alg9-like mannosyltransferase
Exons: 4
Coding region: 1-1551 (516 amino acids)
Biological process (GO): GPI anchor biosynthetic process
Cellular component (GO): endoplasmic reticulum membrane
Molecular function (GO): alpha-1,2-mannosyltransferase activity
Source: RefSeq, a predicted model, not a curated record
AUGUGGCGGAGGACCUACCUGUUCCUGGUGUUGAUCCGGCUGUGGUUCGCGCUGUCGCCCAGCUACCUCCACCCCGACGAGAACUUCCAAGGCCCAGAGGUUAUCGCAGGCCAAAUCUUCAGCUACCCGGUCCGACACACGUGGGAAUUCACAAACGAACAUCCGAUACGAAGCGUCUUUCCAUUAUGGCCUGUGUACGGCCUGCCCAUGUUGCUACUGCGAUGGCUGUGGAUCGGUAACGGCAAGGACGGGGAGAUCCCUCCCAUCGCAGUCUUUUGGACCCUUCGCGUGCUCAUGUUCGCCACCAGCUUUGUACUGGAGGACUGGGCCAUCCACGAGCUCAUCAGCUCCCCGCGCCACCGACGCGUUGCUGUGCUUUUGGUUGCUUCGUCUUAUGUCACAUGGACCUACCAAACCCACACGUUCUCCAACUCGGUUGAAUGCCUGGUUGUUGCGUGGUGUUUGGUCCUGAUUCAGCGCAUUGUCGAGAGCCCGCAACAAUCGUCGCUUCUCGCUUCUUCGAUUCUUGGCGUAGUAGCCGUGUUCGGAUUGUUUAAUAGGAUAACUUUCCCGGCGUUUUUGCUGAUUCCGGGACUUCGCUUGAUACCCCAUUUUCUCAACAGGCCCGUCUCCUUCAUCGUCAUGGCCUUGGCUGGUCUCACAACCACUUUCGUCGCCAUCACACUGGAUACGGCAUUUUAUCUUUCUGAGCCCAUUAAAUGGACAGACCUCAUUUCCCGCCCCGUCAUCACGCCACUCAACAACCUUCUCUACAACAUUGACACAAAUAACCUCGCGCAGCAUGGCCUACACCCCUGGUACCAGCAUCUCCUGGUCAACAUCCCCAUGCUGAUUGGCCCGGCGGCAGUGCUGCUCUUCACCCAGCCGCACAUCUCGCUUCGACUCUACUCGGCCAUCUCCGGCGUCUUCGUGCUAUCCAUCUUCCAGCACCAAGAAGCCCGGUUCCUGUUGCCGACCGUCCCGCUCAUCCUCUCGUCUGUUCACAUGCCCAGGAGUCGUACUCUUCUCCGGGUGUGGAUCGGCGCCUGGAUUGUCUUCAAUUUGUUCUUCGGCAUCCUGAUGGGCAUCUACCACCAGGGAGGUGUUGUGCCAGGUCAGGUGUUUCUGAGCAAGCAACCAGAUGCGACGCAAGCCGUCUGGUGGAAGACUUACACGCCGCCCAUCUGGCUGCUCAACGGCAAAAAUGAGGUUCUCACCACGCGCGACGUUAUGGGCAUGAAGGGCGAUACGCUCCUCGAGGAGCUCACCAAGCUCGCGACGUGCGAUACGCCCGCCGACCGACGCAACUCGGAGUACCUGAAGGAGAAGAACGGCACGUACCUGAUGGCGCCGGCGUCGGCGACAUGGAUCGACCCCUAUAUCCCCAAUAAGGGGCUCAAGGGCCUGCGGUUCCGCGAGGUAUGGCGUUACAGGCAGCAUCUAAACCUCGACGAUUUGGAUUUUGGCGACGACGGCAUUUGGAACACCCUGGCACGGGUGAUCGGUAGGCGCGGUCUUGUCGCUUGGCGGGUGACGAAGAGCUGCAAAUGA